AUGGUUGCUAAGGCAGUACCAGCGGUGCGGGGAAGCCAGAACAUCUUGAGCAGCCCAGGACACAACACCGAUCCGAAAACUACAGCUGACAUGAUUAGGUACUUAUUAGGAUCGUGCUUGGUGGCGGUGUUGAUGGUGCCAACUGCAGCAAACUACGGAGCACCUGUGCCACAGGUCCCAAGUUAUGGUGCCAGACCUCAACAGCAAGCUUGUCAAACAUAUGUCGUCACGACCACAGUUGCAACUCCGCAGUAUUUCACAGAGACGAAGUACCAAACACAGUACCAGACACAGUACCAGACACAGUACCAGACGCAGUAUCAAACUCAGUAUAAAACACAGUACGUCACCAAAAAGCAACCAGUGUCCAUUUACGUCACUAAGACCGUCUCCAACUACGUCACCCAAACACAACAAGUGAAUCAGUACGUCACAAAAACGGUGCCAAGCUACGUCACUACUACCGUUAAAGUUCCUCAGUAUGUGACACAGUCCUGCCAAGUUUCUGGAGGGUAUGGUGGCAGUACAGGCGGAGGAUACAGCGGGAACAUAGGAUACGGCAACAGUGGAGGCCCCCCAGCUAUAGACAUACGCCAAGGACCUGCUGACGAACCUACCGUAGGCGAUGACGAAUGGGCGUGGGUCUAGAAAAGGGCGUGUGCAUGCAAGCUGUUGACAAUUGCAGCUUUCACUUUUGGAUAUCAUGUCACUGAAAAGACACAUAUCACAUGCGCUGCAGUGUGUAUAAAAAAUAAAUGACUAUAUUGAUCA
Penaeus vannamei (Pacific white shrimp) is the source of this 771-nucleotide messenger RNA. NCBI's taxonomy places the organism in Eukaryota, Metazoa, Arthropoda, Malacostraca, Decapoda, Penaeidae. The record is from RefSeq and is a predicted model, not a curated record.